Messenger RNA from Microstroma glucosiphilum, 7050 nucleotides. RefSeq lists its product as hypothetical. The record is from RefSeq and is a predicted model, not a curated record. The coding region runs from base 276 to 6560 and encodes 2094 amino acids. Gene Ontology annotation, molecular function: guanyl-nucleotide exchange factor activity. Gene Ontology annotation, biological process: regulation of ARF protein signal transduction. NCBI's taxonomy places the organism in Eukaryota, Fungi, Basidiomycota, Exobasidiomycetes, Microstromatales, Microstromataceae. The transcript has 2 exons.
CCCACGCCAACGCUCACACACGCUCACACACCCCUCCUCUGCUCCCUACCACUGUACCCGUCUCGUACCAGCAGGCCCUCCGAGGUCAUCGUCGACAUCGUACAGAUCCAGAGCAGCGUGGAAGCCCCGUACCACUGCCACGCAUCCCCAGCAAAGGCCCACCGCCCUCCCUCUACCUCUCGGUCGAUCUCUCUGCGCCGACCUCAGCUGCUUCCCUACGAGGAAGAUCCAUUCCGGACGCUGUCCACUCGGUCCAGGGGAGUGCGACGAGGAUUAUGGACCCACAGGACCAUUUGCGCACGUCGCAAGAGCCGAACGGCACCUCCGACCAUGCAUCGCAAGAUCCGCACGUGGAGUAUGCCGCCGCCGCCUCCCUAGAAGAUUCGGGUGCGGCAGAUUCACAUCCACCUGUAGCAACUUCUUCGGACUCGGCAGUCGAAGACACAACGGCGAUUGCUCCAGUACUUCAACAUGCGACAGAGGCAGCCGAAGAGGACAGUCACGAGACGGGUAAACCAAGUCUAUCAGCUGGGACCUCGAUCCUGCCUCAAGGGCGCAUAUCCUCGGCACAAGAACAGUCCACUACCAACGGUGGUAUCCGGAAUCAGGAGGCUACCGAGAGCAAGGCAGGCGCCGUGACCCCUCCGCCGCUUUCUGAAGGUUUAGACCGACAGCAGCCAGUCGAAUCUGAACCCGAAGCCGUUGUUCCCGAAUCCGACGAGCAGUCGCAAGUGGCCGCCCCAAAUGUCGAUGAUCAGGGCAAGCCAGAGUCUCUUUCAGGAAAGAUCCCUGUGAAACCUACGCAGACGCUAGAGGACACGAAUGUAGCUGUGGAAUCGACACCAAAGUCGCGGAGCUUCUCAUCAGUCCCCCUUGGCGGACCUUCCGUCUUCAUCCUUGCGGCACUGGAACAAUUGAUCUCAUCGAAGGACGCCAAAGGCUCCAAGAGCGCUGCAAAGCAACUACGAGAGGCUGCCGAAUCAGCUCGUGACCUCGUCAGGAGUGUUGCUGGAGAUUCGAGCGCCGAAUAUGAUCCGAGGAUCAUCUUCGAGCCCUUCCGGCUCGCCUGCGAGCCUGGCCGAAGUACGACGACGCAUACAACUGCACUAGACUGCGUUGGGAAGAUGGUCAGCUAUGGUUUCUUCUCCGGGGAGCGUGGCUCUGCACAAGGCCAGGGAGAUUUGUCCGAUACCGUCGUGACGACUAUAUGCCAAUUGCCGCCGACAAGCCCUAGCGCAGUCAGCCUACAGCAGCUCAAAGCUCUGCUCGCACUGGUUUUGGCUGGUCUUGCUAGGCAGAGCUCGCUUUUGCAAGCCGUUAGGACGGCAUAUGACGUUUUCCUCCUCUCCAAGGACCCACAAACGCAAGCCGUUGCUCAAGGCGUCUUGACCCAGAUGUGCAGCUCUACUUUUGGUCGAGUCAAGAUUCGUGAGCCGCCGAGCGGAGCCGAGGGAGGAGCUGGCCCGGACGGAGCUGGCAGUGCGAAUGGCGGUGGUCAGCUUCUGACCAAACAAUCUGGACCCGAGUCGGCUGGUGAGGCAUCCGAAGAAGGUCGUGUGACGCUGAAAGACCUGGAGACACGAGCUUCUUUCGACCAAGAAGCUCCGGGACUGCAAUCCGGACUUACAGGCCAAGGCGACAGAAGAGAAGGCACGGCUGAGAAGCCUGCGUCAGUUGCAGAUGAAUCCACAUUGGUCGGAGUAGCAUCAAGUGAUCUGACAGAGGAGGAGCUUUUGACCAAAGACGCCUUCCUGGUCUUGAGGGCUCUCUGCAAACUCAGUUGGAAGCCGCUGGCCGCUGACUCGGAGCGUGAUGUUCGCUCUCACGGGAUGCGUAGUAAGCUUCUUGCUCUUCAUCUCAUUUUGGGAAUUCUGCAAGGUCAUCUGCGUGUAUUCCAAGACCCAAGCAUCUCCUUGUCAAGCUCGACUACAGGAGAACGGACACCACUCGUUCAGGCAGUCAAACAGUACCUCUGUCUCAGUCUCAGUCGGAACGCCGUUUCGCCCGUCAACCAGGUGUUCGAGGUCUCUUGCGAAAUUUUUUGGAGAGUCCUAGAUGGACUUCGAACGAAGCUGAAGAAAGAGAUCGAGGUUCUAUUGAGCGAGAUAUUCCUGCCGAUCCUGGAGAUGCGAACGUCCACCACUACACAGAAGAGCAUCUUGUUGAGCAUCUUGAUGCGGAUCUGCCGGAAUCCUCAAGCCCUCGUCGAGAUUUACCUCAACUACGACUGUGAUCGUACAGCCCUCGACAACGUCUACGAGCGUCUAAUCACUGUCAUCUCCAAGAUCAGUCAGACCCAUCUCAGCCAAGAAGUCAAAGACAAAGCGAGAGAAGCGCAAUUGGCCGCUGAAGCUGAUCAGCAGAAUGCUCCUGCAGCAAGCCGGAUGAGCAGAUCAAGCAACGUCUCUAGCUCUGGGCCCGGUAACGUAACACUGCCGCCUCAGCUUUCGACCUCUGAGGUCGCUUCGUCCGACGUCACCUCUUCGAGCGCUGGUGGAGCCGAUGGACAGGGCAACAGUCCGGUGGAAGUGAGGCUGAAGCGCCAAUCUUUAGACUGUCUUUGUGCUGUUCUGCGGUCGCUUGUAGUGUGGUCUCAGAGGGGAGCGUCUGCUUCUGAUCAGUCAACAUCGACAAUGGCCUUACCACGCAGCGUCAGCAAUGCCAGUAUCAGCCUUGAGACUGGGCAAAGCUCUCAUUCACCUCGAACCAGCGAGGACAUAAGACCAGGAGAUGACUUGACUGGGCUCUCUAGAGAGUCGCAGCCGUCAGGGUACAGCGCUGGCUCCAAUGGAGCGAGUCUUGACCAUUCGCGAGUUGCCACACCAGACGUCAACGGCAAGGCAGCCUCGGCCGAUGAUGAUCCGACUCGUUUUCAGGACGCCAAGCAACGCAAGACCAUUCUCCUGGAAGGAAUUCGUAAAUUCAACUUCAAACCCAAGCGAGGUAUUGAAUUCCUGCACCAGCACGGCUUCCUUCGGUCUCGCCAGCCAAGUGACAUCGCUCGGUUCCUCCUCUACGCUGAUGGUCUGAACAAAGCUCAGAUCGGAGAAUAUUUGGGGGAAGGCGAUGCUGAAAAUAUCGCCACGAUGCACGCAUUUGUGGAUCUGAUGGACUUUGACAAUAUGCCUUUCACGACGGCUCUGCGGCGCUUCCUCCAGGCUUUCCGUCUACCCGGAGAGUCUCAAAAGAUCGAUCGAUACAUGCUCAAGUUUGCUGAGCGUUACGUCGCAGGCAACCCUUCUACUUUUGCAAAUGCCGACACUGCCUACGUAUUUGCCUACUCGGUUAUCAUGCUCAAUACAGACGCUCACAAUGCCCAAGUCAAGCACCGCAUGACUCUGAAGGACUUUGUGCGCAACAACGAAGGCAUCGACGAUGGCAAGAGUCUCCCUGAGGAAUACGUUCGUAGUGUCUUUGAGGAGAUUCAGACGAACGAAAUCAAAAUGAAGGACGAACAAAUUGCAGCUAGUACCACUGCGCCACCACCAGCGACAGGCCUAGCCGGCGCCAUUGCGACCGUGGGUAGGGAUCUGCAACGAGAGGCAUACGUUCUGCAGUCCGAGGGCAUGGCGAGUAAGACCGAGGCUCUCUUCAGAACGAUGGUCCGAGCUCAACGGCGCAUCCAUCCACAACAGCGCGCCGCCGCUGAACAAUUCUUUUCUGCGAGCCACUUUGAACAUGUACGACCGAUGUUCGAAGUCGCCUGGAUGGCAUUUCUCGCGGGUGUCUCUGGCCCUAUGCAAGAGUCCGACGAUGCAGAAACAAUUGCGCUCUGUUUAGCUGCAUUCCGUGAUGCUAUCCACAUCGUCUGUCUCUUCGGGAUGGAAUUGGAGAGAAACGCGUUUAUCACCACUCUAGCGAAAUUCACCUUCCUCAACAAUCUCGGCGAGAUGAAAAACAAGAAUGUCGAGGCGAUCAAAACUUUACUCGGCAUCGCUCAGACUGAGGGCAAUUACCUGAAAGGCAGCUGGCGAGAAGUGCUCGCUUGCGUGAGUCAGCUGGAGCGUUUCCAACUCAUCUCAGGAGGCGUCGACGAGCGCCAAAUACCAGAUGUUGGACGACGCAAUUCUCGCAAUGCAGCAAGCGCAAAUGGCCGCGCCCCGUUGACCCUUCCCGAUGAGGACGUCGUCCUAGCAGGAGGCUCGACGGAGGUCACUGUGGCUGCCGAUAUGGUCUUUGCAUCCUCUGCGAGACUCUCCGGUGAAGCUAUCGUCGACUUUGUGCAAUGCCUCGUUGAGAAUUCGUGGGAGGAGAUCCAGUCUUCGAGCAUGACGGAGCAUCCGCGCCUCUUCUCCCUCCAGAAGUUGGUCGAGAUCUCGUAUUACAAUAUGAACCGCAUCAGACUAGAGUGGAGCUCCAUCUGGGCCGUCCUUGGGCAGCACUUCAACCGAGUCUGUAUUCACCCACGACCACAAGUCUCAGCUUUUGCCCUCGAUUCGCUGCGUCAAUUGUCCAACCGCUUUCUGGAGCUGGAGGAAUUGCCUCUUUUCAAAUUCCAAAAGGACUUUUUGAAACCAUUCGAGUACACAAUGCGCAAUACAACGAGCACUGAAUCCAAGGAGAUGGUACUCAGUUGUAUUCAGCAGAUGAUCCUCUCGCGGAUUCACAACAUGCGCUCGGGAUGGAGGACAUUGCUAGGUACUUUAGCCGCGUCCGCAAAGUCGUCUGAAAGGGUGGCGACGAGCGGCUUCGAGCUCGUGCGCGGCCUUUAUACUGAUCACUUCGACGACAUUAUUCAAGCCGGCGCUUUCGCAGAUCUCACGGUUUGCUUGACCGACUUUGCCAAAGCGACACAAGCUCAGAAGAUUGCUCUCCGUAGUGUAGAGCUCCUCUCCUCCAUUGUACCUGCCAUGCUCGCUUCGCCAAUCUGCCCUCUACAUCCUCACAACGACCCUGGUCCGUCGCAAGCACAAGCUCCGGCUGACGAUCCGAUGGUACGGUUCUGGUUCCCAAGUCUCUUUAGCUUCUACGACGUCAUUAUGAACGGCGAUGAUCUUGAAGUGCGGAGGGUAGCGCUGGACUCCCUCUUUGAGAUCCUGAGACGAUACGGCUCCACAUUUAGGCAUGAUUUCUGGGCAACCGUAUGCCAAGAGGUCAUAUUCCCGAUCUUUGCCGUCUUGCGAUCGCGCUCAGACGUGUCGAGGUUCAGCACGCAGGAGGAUAUGAGCGUCUGGCUCUCGACGACGAUGAUUCAGGCCUUGCGCAAUCUCGUCACCCUUUGGACGUACUACUUCGAAACGCUGGAGUCGCUCUUGCCCAAGCUACUUAAUCUGCUUUGCGCCUGUAUCUGUCAGGAGAAUGACACUCUUGCUCGCAUCGGUACAUCAUGCCUCCAACAGCUGCUGGAGGCGAAUGUUCGCAAACUGUCGGAUCCCCAAUGGACAGAGGUCGUCGAUACAUUCCUGGAGCUAUUCCGCACUACGACAGCACAGCAGCUCUUUGAUCCUGCCCUGCGAGCCGAGAGUGUCGCAGCCUCACCAGGCGGCCCUUCACGAUCUCACACUUCGGGAGAGGCAGCUAUCAACCCCCUAAGCCCGGGGGUCAUUCCUUCUGAAGCUGCCGGCGCAGGCGCGGAUGAGGGAGAGCCGGACUAUACCUCCCACCGGCAAAGCUUGACAGCAUCGGAGCGGCGACGAGCCUUCAAGCAGAUCAUUGUCAAAUGUGUUUUGCAGCUGCUGCUCAUCGAGACGACGCAUAGCCUGUUGGCAAAGCCGAUCGUGUAUGAAUUGAUUCCCCCUGCCGAGCUUCUCAGGCUGAUGGAGGUGCUGGAGAAAAGCUAUCACUUCAGUAGGAAAUUCAAUUCGAACAAGGAGCUGCGCAUGGCGCUUUGGAAAGUCGGAUUCAUGAAGCAAUUGCCCAAUCUGCUCAAGCAAGAGAGCUCCUCCGCUGCCACCCUGAUCAAUGUGCUGGUGAGACUGCAUGGAGAUAGGCGACCAUCGCACCGACUACUGAGGGCCAAGGUCCGAAAGACGCUCGUCCCUCUGGGAGAGGCUGUCGUCAAUUCUUACCUUCCUCUCGAUCCUGAGACGCAGGGAAGGAAUGUUGCAGCCUGGACGCCCGUCGUAGCCGAAGUGUUCAGUGGACUCUGCACAUUCCACGACGUUGCCGAGGGGGAAGAGAUCAAUGACGACGAGUCUGCAUCCCCCGGCUUUGCGGGCCCUAAAGACAUGGGGGGCAAAGUAUUCACGCAUCAUGCUAAGAUCUUCUUUCCGCUCGCAGUCGAUCUGCUUUCGCGCGAACCGCUCCCUACCUCAAUCGGGGAGGCUUUGCGGACUUUCUUCUAUAAAGUAGGCGUUGCACAGGGCAUGAUCGAUGAGGAGUCGGAUCGGGAGAGGAGGCGGAAGAUCCAGGAGGGGAGGGACAGGGAGAAGGGGUUGCGCACCGUCUCACUGGAUGCCGAACAGCAGCAGCAGCCGCGGUUCAAGCUGAGAGACCCGCCAGCACCCAAGCUCGCUGCGGAUGUGCACGCUGCUGAAAAGAGGUUGGGGGAGGACGUGCCAAUUCAUCGGCCCACAAGUGCGGAUGCCACGUUCGCUCCUACCCCUCCGGAGCAAGACUAGACCUCUCUGUUCACCGCCUACGUAUUGUCAUAAAGACUCUGCUUCGCCUUUAGCAAUGAAUGCACGCUGUCUACACUGUUUGCAUAGAAGAUGCGCGCACUAUCUUGAAUCUCGAGCUGCGCUUGAAAGUCGACCACGGUACCAGCACGAGUGCUGUACCAGGCAGAAAGAGAAGACCAGUGCAGCGCAGCGGCAAAGGUUGUGUCGCCACUGGGUUCGCUAGAGGUGUUUCGUGCUUGCUUCGUUCUGGCGACCGUCAUACUGACUUGGCUCUUACGAAUACCAUCACACUCUUCGACGCAUGUCACCUCGUCAGCGACACUCUCGCUCCUGCGGCUCUACGUCCAGAGUCUAGCAACGUUCCAUUGCAGAAUUUGCAUUAUUUUCCAGCGCACUGUGUCUCCGCAUCCUUUCACACAAGGACUGCUCGCUCCUCUCUUGAGGCUUGGAAAAAUGGUGGAACUUUGUUGCGUAUUGUGCAGCGCUCGGC